Messenger RNA from Propithecus coquereli (Coquerel's sifaka), 312 nucleotides. It is a transcript of the gene UCMA, whose product is annotated as upper zone of growth plate and cartilage matrix associated. Gene Ontology annotation, cellular component: extracellular matrix. Lineage: Eukaryota; Metazoa; Chordata; Mammalia; Primates; Indriidae. Gene Ontology annotation, biological process: regulation of osteoblast differentiation; embryonic skeletal system development. The coding region runs from base 23 to 277 and encodes 84 amino acids. The record is from RefSeq and is a predicted model, not a curated record. The transcript has 3 exons.
CGGAGCCCCCCCCUCUGCAAGGAUGACUUGGAGACGGGUCCUGCUCCUGUCCUGCCUGUUGGCCACGGUGCUCCUGGCUGCGGAGAAUAGGCAGAAGCUGCGGGCUGAUGAGCUGCGGAGAGAACAUUUCGAGGAACAAAGGAACGAGUCUGAGAACUUCGUGGAGGAACAGAACGAUGAGCAGGACGAGAGGAGCCGGGAGGCAGUGGAGCAGUGGCGUCAGUGGCAUUACGACGGCCUGCACCCACCCUACCUCUACAACCGCCACCACGUCUGACCCUGCCCUGACGGCGGCAGAGAAGACAGAGCUUG